Messenger RNA from Sphenostylis stenocarpa, 1545 nucleotides. Lineage: Eukaryota; Viridiplantae; Streptophyta; Magnoliopsida; Fabales; Fabaceae. The record is from the annotation of a GenBank genome assembly.
AUGGCGCGUAGGGUUUCGAUUUCUUCAUUCUUCUUCGUCUUCGCACUUUCUCUUCUCACGGCACAGAUCUCUGCUGAGGAGGCAUCCGAGACUAAGGAGUUCGUGCUCACGUUGGAUCACUCCAACUUUCACGAGACUAUCAGCAAGCACGAUUUCAUCGUUGUUGAGUUCUACGCUCCAUGGUGUGGCCACUGUAAGAAGCUUGCUCCCGAGUAUGAGAAAGCUGCUUCUAUCUUGAGCAGUCUUAAUCCUCCGGUUGUUUUGGCUAAAGUCGACGCCAAUGAAGAGAAGAACAGAGAACUUGCAUCGGAAUAUGAUGUUAAGGGAUACCCAACAAUUAAGAUUGUGAGAAAUGGGGGGAAAAUUGUUCAGGAAUACAAAGGUCCCCGUGAAGCAGAUGGCAUCGUUGACUAUUUGAAGAAACAGAGUGGUCCUGCUUCAACUGAAAUUAAAUCUGCUGAUGAAGCUACUGCUUUUAUCGGUGAAAAUAAAGUUGUUGUUGUUGGAGUUUUCCCGAAAUUUUUUGGGGAGGAGUUUAAUAACUUUACUGCCAUAGCAGAGAAGUUGCGUGCUGACUAUGACUUUGGUCACACUCUGAAUGCCAAACACCUUCCAAGAGGUGAAUCAUCAAUCGCUGGCCCUGUUGUUAGGUUAUUCAAGCCUUUCGAUGAACUUGUUGUUGACUCCAAGGAUUUCAAUGUGGAUACAAUAGAGAAAUUUGUCGAGGAAUCUAGUACCCCUGUCGUUACUAUCUUUAACAACGAUCCUAGCAAUCACCCUUUUGUUGUGAAAUUCUUCGGCAGCCCCAAUGCAAAGGCAAUGUUGUUCAUCAACUUCACUGCUGUAAAUGCUGACUCUUUCAAAUCAAAGUAUCGUGAAGCUGCUGAGCAAUAUAAACAACAGGGUGUGAGCUUUCUGGUUGGAGAUGUUGAGUCUAGUCAAGGAGCUUUCCAGUAUUUUGGACUGAAGGAAGAACAAGUGCCUUUAAUUAUCAUUCAACAUAAUGACGGGAAGAAGUUUUUUAAACCCAAGUUGGAAGCCGAUGACAUUCCAACAUGGUUGAAGGCAUACAAGGACGGUAAUAUUGCACCAUAUGUGAAAUCUGAACCUAUUCCUGAAACUAACGAUGAACCAGUUAAAGUGGUAGUUGGGGAAAGUCUGGACGAUAUUGUUUUCAAGUCUGGGAAGAAUGUUCUGCUGGAGUUUUACGCUCCAUGGUGUGGUCAUUGCAAACAGUUGGCUCCAAUAUUGGAGGAAGUUGCUAUCUCAUAUCAAAGUGAUGCCGAUGUUAUCAUUGCCAAACUGGAUGCAACUGCCAACGAUAUCCCAAGUGAUACCUUUGAUGUCCAAGGUUAUCCGACCCUGUACUUCAGGUCAUCUAGUGGAACUCUAUCACAGUACGACGGUGGUAGGACCAAGGAAGACAUCAUAGAAUUCAUUGAAAAGAACCGCGACAAACCUGCCAAGAAAGAACAAGGAACAGCUAAGCCUGCUCACCAAGAACCAGUAAAAGUUGAGCAAGAAAAAGGAAAAGAUGAGCUUUGA